ACCAACUCCUACCCAUUCCUUGUAUUUGGAGUACGUUCUUUUGCUGUUUGUUGCCGUGGCCCCAUAUCCAGAACCGCUGAUAACUGAUAGGCACCUCUUCACCCUACCACAGGCUGCAUACGCCGACAGCUAAUAUCUUUAUUACAAUCCACAUUUAGAAGGCUGGUGUAGGCAGGGCGAGAAAGCUAGAGCGUUGGAGCCGAAGGAACAGCCCAACAGUUGCCUGGAUAGUCCCAACCCUAACAAACACCCAAGACAGUAUAAUAACCUUUCAGACGUAGCUGAUCGGCCCUUGUAUCCGGACACGGGCGGUGGCAGUGCCCUGGACCCAUGAAGAAAGGCCCGAUUAAAAUCGAGCCUUUCCGGCACCCUAUCAGCGUCGACCCAAACUAUGCCGAAAAGACUUGGAAGGUGCUUGAGGAUGCCAUCCGUGAAAUCCACAACCAGAAUGCCAGCGGCCUAAGCUUUGAGGAGCUGUACAGGAACGCAUAUAACAUGGUCCUACAUAAGCAUGGGCCCCGCCUGUACGAGGGCCUCAUACUGACGCUCAAAGCGCACUUGACUGACAUCGCCAGCAAGGUUGAGGGCAAGGAGGGCGCUCCAUUCCUCAAGGAGCUCAAAAAGCGCUGGGACGAGCAUAACAAGUCGACCCAGAUGAUCCGCGACAUCCUCAUGUACAUGGACCGCACCUUCGUGGUUCAGCAGCAGAAGACGCCGGUGUUUGCGCUGGGGCUGGAGCUGUGGCGCGACCACGUGGUGCGCAACAAGCUGAUCCAGGAGCGGCUGCUGGCCAUCCUCAUGCAGCUCGUCCUCAAGGAGCGACAGGGUGAGCUGAUUGAGCGGGGACUGAUCAAGUCGGUGACUCAGAUGCUGGAGGAGCUGGGGCACUCGGUGUACGUGGAGGACUUUGAGAAGCCCUUCCUUGCGUCCGCAGCGGACUUCUACAAGAAAGAGGCGCAGGACUUCAUCACCUCCUCGGACUGCCCCGAGUACCUACGCAAGGCGGAGCAGCGGCUGCAGGAGGAGCAGGAGCGCUGCGGCGCCUACCUGGACCCCUCCACGGAACCCAAGAUCACGCGGGUGGUGGAAACGGAGCUGCUUCGGAACCAGAUGACAGCGCUGCUGGAGAUGGAGAACAGCGGCCUCAUCGCGCUGCUACGGGAUGACAAGUACGACGACUUGGCACGACUGUACGCGCUCAUGCGGCGAGUGGACAACGGCCUGCCAACGGUCCGCAGCAUGAUGUGUGAACACGUCAAGGAUGUGGGCAAGGCGAUGGUGACGGACCCCGAGCGCACCAAGGACCCGGUGGAGUACGUGCAGGCGCUUCUAGACAUGCGGGACAAGUACGAGAAGAUCAUCACGCAGGCCUUUGCGGACGACAAGACAUUCCGCAACGCGCUAAACCAGGCGUUCGAGUUCUUCGUGAACCUGAACGCCCGCUCCCCCGAGUUCAUCUCGCUCUUCAUCGACGACAAGCUGCGUCGCGGCAUCAAGGGGCUCAGUGACACGGACGUGGAGAGCGUGCUGGACAAGGUGAUGGCGCUGUUCAGGUACCUGCAGGAGAAGGACGUGUUCGAGAAGUACUACAAGCAGCACCUGGCCAAGCGGCUGCUGUCCGGCCGCACCACCUCGGACGACGCGGAACGCAACCUGCUGGUCAAGCUCAAGACGGAGUGCGGCUACCAGUUCACGAGCAAGCUGGAGAGCAUGUUCACGGACAUCAAGACGAGCCGCGACACCAUGACGGAGUUCCGCGCCAAACUGGUGGAGGGCGGGCGGCUGGAGGAGCUGGGCGGCAUCGACCUGCAGGUGCAGGUGCUCACCACCGGCUCCUGGCCCACGCAGGCGCAGUCCAAAUGCAACCUGCCGCGAGAAUUGGAGACGGCCUGCGAGGCCUUCCGCAGCUUCUACCUCUCCACCCACAGCGGCCGACGCCUCACCUUCCAGCCCAACAUGGGCACCGCCGACCUGCGCGCCGUGUUUGGCGGCGGACGGCGGCACGAGCUCAACGUGUCCACCUACCAGAUGUGCAUCUUGCUGCUGUUCAACGAGCAGGACUCCCUGUCGUACAAGGACAUUGAGCAGGCCACCGAGAUUCCGACGCCCGACCUGAAGCGUGCGCUGCAGUCCCUGGCCUGCGUCAAGGGGCGGAACGUGCUGCGGAAGGAGCCGGCAUCCAAGGACGUUGCGGACACGGACAUGUUUUACUUCAACGACAAGUUCACCUCCAAGCUCAUCAAGGUCAAGAUCUCCACCGUGGCGGCGACAAAGGAGGGCGACAACGAGAAGGCUGAGACACGGCAAAAGGUGGAGGAGGACCGCAAGCCGCAGAUCGAGGCCGCCAUCGUGCGCAUCAUGAAGGCUCGGCAGCGGUUGGACCACAACACCAUCAUCACGGAGGUCACACGGCAGCUUUCGGCGCGCUUCGUGCCCAACCCCGCCACCAUCAAGAAGC
This is a messenger RNA of Astrephomene gubernaculifera, 2458 nucleotides long. The record is from the annotation of a GenBank genome assembly. NCBI's taxonomy places the organism in Eukaryota, Viridiplantae, Chlorophyta, Chlorophyceae, Chlamydomonadales, Astrephomenaceae.